AUGAACACAUUCGCACCUCGUGCCGCGCGCACCUCGCAAGGAACUGAGCGACGCGAACGGGCGGCCGCCCCCGUCACUCUCGUCUUAUCAAUGGACGGCAGCCUCCCGCGGUCGUUCAUUCACGACGGCCGCGUUAAUGGCGCGCGAGGCCCUCGCUUCGCCCACGUGCGCGAGAAAAUGGCGCGUCCUCCGAAAAGCGCGGGACGCCCGAUGCUUAGGAGUCGGUGGCGUGGGCCCGGAGGCUCGCCGAGCUCGUCAUUUACCACUUUCUCCGCUGACUCACUCUGCUUCGCGCUAGACCGUUUUGGUCGUUCCGCAAUUAGCCACGCGCCCGUGACGUCACGACCCGUGCCCGGAUACCUGACCGAUUACGUCAGAUUGCUUUGGAUAAAAAUAAAAUUGAUCAUAUUCAAAACUACGUAA
Molecule: messenger RNA, 423 nt
Organism: Pieris macdunnoughi
Lineage: Eukaryota; Metazoa; Arthropoda; Insecta; Lepidoptera; Pieridae
Source: the annotation of a GenBank genome assembly